Molecule: messenger RNA, 2610 nt
Organism: Thrips palmi
Lineage: Eukaryota; Metazoa; Arthropoda; Insecta; Thysanoptera; Thripidae
Product: sodium/potassium-transporting ATPase subunit beta-2-like
Exons: 8
Coding region: 1-1020 (339 amino acids)
Biological process (GO): potassium ion import across plasma membrane; sodium ion export across plasma membrane; intracellular potassium ion homeostasis
Cellular component (GO): sodium:potassium-exchanging ATPase complex
Molecular function (GO): ATPase activator activity
Source: RefSeq, a predicted model, not a curated record
AUGAUUCUUUUUGCUGGCUUGGAUGUACACAGUGCGGGACGUGGCCGACGGAGACCUAGACAUGGAGACGAAGGCAACGGCACGUACGAGCUGCCCUACCGGAAGCCCGAGGAGCUGAGCCGGUGGGACGCGCUGCGGCUGGGCAUCUACAACCCCAGCACCAAUGAGAUCUUCGGCAGGACGUGCGCGUCCUGGGGCGGGCUGGCCGUGUUCUACACCAUCUUCUACAUCGUGCUGGCCGCCUUCUUCGCCAUCUGCAUGAAGGGCAUGCUCCACACCAUCGACCCCAAGGUGCCCUACUUCACCCAGGACUACUCCUUGAUCGGCUCGAGUCCAGGACUCGGCUUCCGCCCCAUCUCCCAUGACGUGGAGAAGGAGGGCUCCCUCAUCUGGUACGUGGCCAAGAACGAGACCAACGUCAAGGUCUGGACGGACCGCAUCGAAGACUUCCUGAAACCGUACAAGAACCAGUCUUCGCUGCCAGGCGGCGGCCGUAACCAGGUGCAGUGCGACGCCAGCAACCCCGCCCCCAAGGGCAAGGUGUGCGCUAUGAACAUGGACAACUGGGGCAUGUGCCAGGGAGCCACCUCCUACGGCUACAGCCGGUCGUCGCCCUGCGUCUUCGUCAAGCUCAACAAGAUCUACGGCUGGGUUCCCGAGUACUACAACGACACCAACGACCUCCCCGCGGAAAUGCCCGACAACCUCAAGACCUUCAUCCAAACCCGCCCGCCGAAGGAGCGCAACACGGUGUGGGUGUCCUGCGAGGGAGAGAACUCGGCGGACAAGGAGAACAUCGGCAAGAUCCAGAUGUACCCCACGAUGGGCAUCCCCGGCUACUACUUCCCCUACGAGAACCAGGAGGGCUACCUCAGCCCCGUCGUGGCCAUCUACCUGGUGCGCCCCACGCCCAAAGUCCUGAUCAACGUCGAGUGCCGCGCGUGGGCCAAGAACAUCAACUACCGCCGCCACAACACGCUGCGGGAAGGCUCCGUGCACUUCGAGCUCAUGAUCGACUAGAGCAGCGCUGCAGCCAAGCAUUCCCCGCGGCGGCGUGGCGGCGUGGCGCCACUGCCGAGACCCCAGCCAGAAGCGUCUCCGUCGAGUCCGGCCUGUCCGGCCUGUCCGGCCUGUCGGUCAGGCGCGACGAUCUUAUCCUCUCUACGCUGGAAACUUCUAGGGACAUAUUUUCAUCGAUUCCACGCAUUAUCUGACCCAACUGGGCUGGGCGGGAAAUUUUCUGGCUGGGGCGAUCUAGUUGGAGAGAGUCGUCGUUUUCUGACGAGAAACACACCAAUUUUGUACUGACGCGCUAAUGUUGCCGUGACCGUUUUCUAUGAGGGCGCGCGAGGAGGUGAGCGGAAUUUUGUCAGGCACAAGCUUCGCUCGAUUGUUUUGAUUUAUGUGAGUAAGAGUUCCAAGAGGCGAACCCUAUGUAGACACGCCGGUCGGUGUCGAAAAGACGUACUUAGAGGCAGCCCGUGCGAGGCGCCUAGGAAUCAUUUUAUUCUGCCAGACGUGAUAGUAAUUUUAUGUUAGUUUUUCCUCGAGUCCGCGGCGAGGGCUAGUUGUUAAGUAGCAUUACUUUAGGCUAAGACAUUGACGCAUUUUACCACGUAAAUAGAGUAGUCUCAUCUCUUGUGCAAGGAGUGCCAACUGAACAAAACUUCUAAAUUUUAAAUGAAUAAAUCAAAUGAGGAAACGAUUACCUUUUGUGUUAAGUUUUGUAAAGUUGGCACUCCCUGCCGUUACGUGUUCGGUGGAGUCUGCAAGUCGCUGCGAGUCCCCUCCGGGACGAGUAAGUACAGUCACCAAAAGCCCACCCCGAACACCCUCUAGCCACAUCGGCUUCUUGUCGUCUUAACUAUCAAAGGGACCCAACGUUAAAAAGUUCGUAUUUUAAUGAAUUUAAAAUUAAGAUGUGUACUUAAUGUGAGAGAUCUGGAAGGAGCGUUCCAUACAAAGCCUAGAUAAAGGAAAAAGUCUAUAUAUUUUUACGUUGUCUGUCUUUGCUUUGAAGCGUGGAGGGAAAUAAUUCGUUUGCAUAUCAAAAACCUUUCUUUGUGCAACAACGCCACAAAAAUAAGCACAAGUGUUUCUGCUUGUUUGACAUAAAAGUCUGCCAGGGAUCCUGUAUGCAUCCGACACCGGGCGCAUUCGGGUACAGCUUACUUUGUAGAGCAGCUGUGUUCAUUUCUUUUGUUGGUCGCUGUGUGAUGUACUACUGCCAAUAGCUGCCACGUUUAUUAAAAUGGCAGAUCCUUCUUAUAUUAUUAUAGGCUUUCACUAUACGCGGUUUCUUAAUGUGUGUGUAGAUGUUGCCAUAGAAAGUAAACCACUGAAACUCGACCAGAAAAGCUUUAUAAUGACGUUCUCGGGAUCCAAUAAUCAUGAAAUUUCACAUCUCGCAAAAAAUGUUGAUAUUUUUUAAAAACAAUUUCAGAGUGGACCGUCCUUGGUUGUAGUCAUGCCAUAUUUUUGAAUAUGUAUUAGUCUAGUCUUCGCUUCAGGCUGAGUGUCGAACCUUGAUUGUUAAUUUUUUGUCCACAAGAAGAGUAUUAUUAUGUGCAAAAUACGAAAAUCGUAUGUUAAUAAAUAUUGAAACUCCAA